Messenger RNA from Ichthyophthirius multifiliis, 858 nucleotides. RefSeq names its product serine threonine kinase ste20, putative. Gene Ontology annotation, cellular component: cytoplasm. Lineage: Eukaryota; Ciliophora; Oligohymenophorea; Hymenostomatida. The record is from RefSeq and is a predicted model, not a curated record. The transcript is spliced from 4 exons. Gene Ontology annotation, molecular function: protein serine/threonine kinase activity; ATP binding. Gene Ontology annotation, biological process: protein phosphorylation; regulation of MAPK cascade; intracellular signal transduction.
AUGAACACUACAAAAGUCAAUUUAGCCGAAAUUAUAACAGCAGAAGAUGAUCCAGAAGAAAUUUUUGAAAUUUUAGAUUAUUUAGGAUAAGGUUCAUAUGGUUAAGUUUUCAAAGCAUUACAUAAAAAGACAGGAGAAUUAGUUGCAGUUAAAAAGGUGCCAAAUGAAGGCGAAAUUUCAUCUUUAAAAAAGGAAAUUAUGAUUUUAAAAGAAUGUUAAAGCGAAUAUAUUGUUAAAUAUUAUGGAUCAUAUUAUAAAGAUUCAUAUUUAUGGUUAAUUAUGGAAUAUUGUGCAGCAGGUAGUGUUAUCGAUUUAGUAAUAAUUACAAAAAUUAAAUUAAAUGAAUUUUAAAUUGCUUCUAUAUUGCAUUCAACUUUAAAAGGACUUAUUUAUUUGCAUUAAAAUAAAAAAAUCCAUAGAGAUAUAAAAGCCGGAAACAUACUUUUAGACCAAAAAGGAAAUGCGAAAUUAGCUGAUUUUGGGGUUUCAGCUUAAUUAGUAGAUUCACAUUAAAAUGCAGUAAAAACAAUAGGAACUCCUUGUUGGAUGGCUCCUGAAGUCUUAAAAAUUAAAAUAUAAUUAUAAAGCAGAUAUAUGGAGUUUAGGAAUUACUGCAAUUGAAUUAGCUGAAGGAGAACCUCCAUAUUCUAAUUUUUAACCUUAUAUGGUAUUAUUUUAUUUUUUUUAAACAAGAAAAAUAUUUAGGUUAUGUUUAAAAUAUAAAACAAUCCUCCAAAAGGUCUAACAAAUCCUAAAAAUUGGUCGAAAGAAUUUAAUGAUUUUGUAUAAAAAUGUAUUACUUUCGAUCCUAAUUUACGUCCAGAUGCUGAAGAGCUUAUUUAACAUUAAUUUAUUACU